Messenger RNA from Paraglomus brasilianum, 297 nucleotides. The record is from the annotation of a GenBank genome assembly. NCBI's taxonomy places the organism in Eukaryota, Fungi, Glomeromycota, Glomeromycetes, Paraglomerales, Paraglomeraceae.
CAACAUCGCACAAAAAACCAAGAUUCGAAGCAAUUCUGGGAUAAAACUGAGGACGAAUUAUUACAUGAGAAGAGAAUGAGGGAGAAGAAUAGAGAUAUGGAGCUGGCAGAGCUCGGGGCGGCAUGCGGAGUGAUGCAAAGGAUCGCGCAGGGAUUGAAAAAAAGGUCUCACGACACGAUUUGUAACGACGUUAGUGGUGAAGAGUCACCAACCAGAAAGCGUUGCUUGGCCGAAAAAGAGAAAGAGCUAAUGAAUGAAAUGUUGUCAACGGGAGCGUUCAGGGGAAAAUGUGUAUAG